Mytilus trossulus (common blue mussel) is the source of this 3746-nucleotide messenger RNA. RefSeq names its product DNA ligase 1-like. The record is from RefSeq and is a predicted model, not a curated record. Lineage: Eukaryota; Metazoa; Mollusca; Bivalvia; Mytilida; Mytilidae. The transcript has 12 exons. The coding region runs from base 246 to 2459 and encodes 737 amino acids. Gene Ontology annotation, biological process: intracellular mRNA localization. Gene Ontology annotation, cellular component: nuclear outer membrane-endoplasmic reticulum membrane network; ribonucleoprotein complex; endoplasmic reticulum. Gene Ontology annotation, molecular function: mRNA binding.
UAAACGUUAAUUUAGAGAUAAAAAUUAAUCAGGCGUUUUUAUUAUUAAUUAAAAACGUUAAUUACUCUACAAAACAUAAAAGGCGAUGCAUAUAAAUUUUUAUGAGCUUUAUUGAUCAAACGCGAUCAUGUGACACAAACAGAAAAAUGGUGUCCUAAGUUGACGUGUAUUUACAUUUACGAAAAUGUAAAAGGCACCUGUUGGCAGGGUAACCAAACUGUCUCUUCUGGACAAAUGCAAAAACUAUGGAUGACUCGGCAGAGUCAAAGGACGAUGCUGAUAAAGAAAUUUUAGGAAAUUCUAACUCAUCCUUGGAUCUAAAGAAAGUAAAACCACCCAAUAAGAAAAAACAUGAAGAUGAGGUGGAAAGUCUACAGAACAUCAUUAAAGAGAAAGAAACUCUUCUUAGAUCUCUAACUGCAGAAAACUUCCAGAAUUUUUUGAAGGCUACCAGAGCAGAAAAACUGGCUGUGAUUGAGAAACUGAAGAAAAUUGAUACUGAUCUCAAGGCAUUCUCUCAACAGAUUACAAAGAAGAAAGGUAUACAAGACCAGUUACAGUCCAGACUACAUUACAGAAGUGACGUGAAAAUAGAUGAUGCAAUAAGACGAUUAGAAUGGCAGUUAAAGAUUCAGAACUUCAAAAUGACAGAGGAGAAGAAAAUCGUAGCAGAAAUAGACAGUCUCAAAAGAUCAAAGAAAGACCUCAGUCAGUUUUUAGCAGCAAAGAAAGAAGUGGAUGAAAUAAGAGAAAGACAGCGGAGAAUGAGAGAAGAAAGAGAUAGAUAUCAAAAGAAUGUGAACCAGCUCAGGAACAAAGAAGACGAAACAAAGAAAUUAUUAGAAGAGAAAAAGAGCAAGUUAUAUGUAUUGAAGAAAGAGAUUGACAAAUUGUACACAAGAAAACGUCACAUGAUCCAUGAAUUCAAGCAGCAUGAAAAAGAAUACAAUGAGGUCAAAGACGAAAUGAAGAAACAAAAGAAACGUGACAGUUUUAAACGGAAAGAAGAAAGCAAAUCUCAUAUGGAGGCUUUCCAGAAUGAUAUUGAAGAGUACGGGUUACAGAAAGAGCCAUAUGAAGAUGAAAUCAAACUAUGUAAUACAUUGAUAAAUUACCUGCAGAAAUUCCAGGUUGCAGAGGAUGAGGUGGAAGAACCAUCUAAAAAUACAGGUGUAGUUGAUGAAUUAGAUGAUGGCAAGUAUAUAUUACUGAAAAAGACAGAAGAUACUGAUUAUUCCAGUGUACGUCCAACCAGAAGACGAUCAAGUAAAAAGGGCAAGAAAUUUAGUGUUACAAAGCCAAUAACACAUGCACCACAGAUUUUCUCCCAGUUUGCCUCGUUGAUGUUAAAUGCACCUUCAACCAUUCCAGAAAUAAUCGUUUCCUUAGAACAGGUCCAAGCUAGAAAGACCUUUUAUGAAGAAGGUGGACCAAUUCUGACACAGCGUAUGGUGACUCCAAGUAUAGAGGAACAUAGUGCAAGUGAGACGGGGAUAUCUGCCACAGAAUCAGCCAUGUGUGAAAUGUCUCGACAGGUCAGCAAUACGGAGAGUAACGAGAACCCAGAAGACUCAUUCUUUGUGUUAGACGAACUUGUAAAAUUGUCUGGAAAUGAUGACAACUUAUCUGACAAGUCAGAAGACACACUGGCACGUAGUAAUUCUGAUUCCACAGACCGAGGUCAUUCUGAUGUUGAUAAUUCCGAACUGUCUCCCGAAAGUUGUAAAAGCUCUGAUGUUUCUGAAUGUGAAAGCACAGUUAUAUCUUCUGAGUCACUUAAGAACCAAUUGGCGAAUGGUACGAAUCUUAAGACCAGUUCUAAUUCAGUUCCAAAAACAAGUUCAGAAUCGAUUCAAAGAUCCACUGGCAGUCCUAUAGACAGCCGUUCUAACGAGGACCAGACACAAAACAUUCCAAAAGUAGAUGCAUGGACAAUUCCCAGAUCUAUUAUGUUGGCAGAACCAGAAAGUCAAAAUUCUAAAUCAGGAACAAUCCAAAAUUUGUCUAAAACAGAUUCCAUACAAUUUGUAAAAAAAGAAAGGAUAAAAUCUGAAAAUACAAAAUUACCUUUAUUUCAUGAUGCAGAAUUUCCUACCUUAAAAAAAGACAUGUACAAAAAACCAAAUGUGAUCGAUAAUGAAUUUGAACAUUUGACAGAGUUUGACCAAAAUGCCCUAAGAGAUAUAGACUCUAACAUAUUUGAUCAAACCCCAAAAAAUUAUAACACAAGUUGUAAGACCGACUCUGUUAUAGACGAUGACUCUGUCAGACAAAGUGACUUCAUUGGAAAUAGAAAAUAUAAGGACCAUAUAUGUAGACAGAGUGAUAGUUUUGUUGUAAUAGAUGAUAAUUCAAAUAUCCAUGACCUUGCUGAAGGCUCAAAUGGCGACCAUAAAACUAUAGUUAAUGAUUAUUGUAAUACACAGGAUAGAAAUAUUAUAUUUUCAACACAUUUGUAAUACACAGGACAGACAUAUGCAUGUGUAUUACACAGGACACAUAUUCUAUUUUCAACACAUUUGUUAUACACAUGAUAGGCAUAUUCUUUUGUCAACACAUUUGUAAUAAACAGGAUAGACAUAAUUUUCUAUUUUCAACACAUUUGUAACAUUUGUAAUACAAAUGUACAGGAUAGGCAUAUUUUUUUGUCAACUGAUUUGUUAUUUGUACAAUGUAGGGUUGUUCUGAAGAGUUUGUUUAUCCUUCUUUAAAUGGAGAUGGAAUAUCUGAAUAUCAGAAUCUGUUCGCAUGAAGUAAAUACACAGAGGCAUACAUUGGGUUUUUGUAGCAAAAUCUUUUUUUGUGUGUGUUACACAUAUAGUUUUACUGACUUUUCAAAUUUUUUUUACAUAGAUUGUUUUAACAGGUAUUUUAUUUUACUAAUUAGAUUACAAUUUACAGAAAGUAGUGCUAUUAUUUUAACUGUGAUUUUCUAUAGAUUUGGCACCCUCCUUUUAAAAAUGGCUGGAUCCGCCCCUGUGAAGAAAUUUUUUAUUAUGUCAAUCAAUCCACUGGAAACACUUGAAGUCCAAUUCAGUGCACCUUUCUUAAUUUGCUAAUACAACUAUCAAGUAUUUAGCCAUUUUCUCCACAUCAGAUUUGGUGUUUUGGAAACUCUUCAGUGAUGACUUUACCAAAACAAUCUAGUGAUGUAUGUCCUGAACUUACAAUCAAUUUAUUGAUAGUUGGAUUUUCUAUGAGAGAGCUACAACGUUGUAAUUUGUUUUUGAUAUCAUUGUAUGCUUCCCCUCUCAUCUCAAAUAAAAUAAUAGAAAAUGAAUAUAUAGAAAUUCAAGCUUAAUCAUUGAAAUUUAAAUUGUAAGAAAUUUAUAUUUAUAAGAAUGUUAUUUAUUUAUUUUUUUGACCAAUUGAAAUAUUUUGUAUAAAAGUUAAUAUUAAAACUGUAAUUGCUAUAAAUAGAAAUGAUGAAAUACAUUUGUUUUGAAAUCAAAUUAUAAUGGUUUGUUACACUUACAAAGUAACAAGAUUCUUUUAAUAAUGGUGUGUUUUAUUUUUAAUCUUUCACAUUGAUGCGUAAAAAGACAUUUUGUUUUACCAUGUAUGUUAGAGAAGAAAUAUUCAUGUUAAUUUUCAUAGAAAGUAGCAAAAAUAUAUUACUCUUUAAAAUGAAUUAGUUUUAUAUACCAUUUUGUAUUUAAACUAUUUCCCCAUGACAUUUCAUAUAUGAGGGUUUGAAUGGGAAUACCAGAAUAGAGAAUAUAGAGUGGGAUAAAUGUGCAGAAUAA